AUGGCGGCUGCAGGUGUAGCUAAAGAUCGCAAGUGCACCGCUUUUUCUCCUGUUAAACUGGUAUUGGUUGCCUCCGGUACUCAUUGGGUUGAACCAGACACCGUGGCAGCAAAAGAUGGUAAUCUCAUUACUGCCGCCACUUAUGAAGGGCACCCUGAAUUUAUUCAGCACUUUAUGAAGGCACUAGGAGGCAACAUAAGUGGCUCCAACAAAAAAAAUCUUUUCUUUGUGGGGGCAUUACACCCAAUGAUUGAUGUUGUGAUCUCUGAAAGUAAUGAGGUGUACAAUUACAAGUCUAGCGGCUUUGACACCCCUGUGUCUUCAGAUGAAGAGAAGGGUCCACAAGGACUAGAUUUUGAUGAGGAUACUACAUAUAGAGAUGUUAAGUUUGAGCUUGGGAUGCAGUUUGCCACUAUGGAGCUAUUUAAGAAGGCUUUGAAGGAUAUCAAAGAAUUCAAAAUUAAGAGACUACAUGAUCAACACACUUGUGGUAAAGACUAUAAGAGCAAUUUGGCUUAUAAGAAAUGGAUUGUUGAGAAGUUAGUGAAAAGGUUGAAGUCUCAACUAAAGCUGACACCUAGAAAGGCCAUGGAGCAUAUGAAGCAACAUUACAACAUGCAACUAAAUGCUAAGAUCAUAACAAGGGCUUUAAAGGCUGCUAGGUACAUUAUGCUGGGGAAUGAAAAUGAACAAUUUGGAAAAAUGAGGGACUAUCUAGUGGAACUCCAUAAAAGUAACCCAGGAAGCACUAUGCACAUGGGUGUGAACCCACAGCCACAAGGUCCACCGUUGUUUGAGAGUGUGCAUAUCAGUCUAGAUGCAUGUAAGAGGGGCUUCAAGACAGGGUGCAGACCACUCAUAGGAUUAGAUGAGUAUUUUUUGAAAGGGUAUUAUAGAGGUCAAAUGUUAUCUGCGGUUACGCAAGGGCUCAUAAAGGCUGUUAGUGAAGUUUUGCCCAAUGCACAUCAUCAGAAUUACACCUUACACAUUUGGAAGAAUUGUGAGUUGAGAUUUAGGGAUAAGAAUGUGAAGUUGUAUGUCAUGGCUGCCUCAAGGUACACUAUGCAAAUACAGUUUAAGGCUACAAUGGAUAGGUUGAAGGCAGUAAAUUUGGGAGCUUGGGAGUACAUGAGCAAGUUUAAGCCUUCUAGGUGGUGCAAAGCAUUUUUCAGCCACUAUCCAAAAAAUGAUGCAGUCACCAAUAACAUCUUUAAGGUUUGGAAUGUUGUUAUUGUUGAAGCUAGGGAGAAGCCUAUUUUGAUACUCUGUCAGGAAUUAAGGUAUUACAUAAUAAAGAAAAUGGAAAAACACAAGAGGAUAUUGAGGGCUUAUACCAGAAAGUUUGCACCAGCACAACAAAUGAGGCUAGACAGAUACAUUAAGCCAAAGAGAGUAUCUUAUGUCCAUGCUAUUGCAGCUAUCUCAAGGGUCAGAGUCAUGGCUGCUGAGGAUUUUGUUUCACCAUUCCUCAUGGUGGAUGCCAUAAGAAAGACCUAUGAUAUUUGCAUCAACCCUGUGCCUAUUGAAGUAUUCUAA
Molecule: messenger RNA, 1536 nt
Organism: Arachis ipaensis
Lineage: Eukaryota; Viridiplantae; Streptophyta; Magnoliopsida; Fabales; Fabaceae
Source: RefSeq, a predicted model, not a curated record